UCAUCACUUAUCGAAAGCCAAAACACGUGCAAUUAUUAUUGUUUUGUUUGGUUUCUGUCUUCCUAGUUUUUGAUCCUAUUUUAAUCUUGUCAUAAUGAGUGAUGAACAGACAGCAAAACCUAAAACUCCGACAAAGCCGAAAGUAAAGAAAGCGGCGAAACCAGAAGCUAGUAUACCACGGGGCCAGCCCAAAUCCAACAGACCAUGGAAGACACCGAAACAAAAAUUUAGCAAAAUCAAAAAGACUGUGAAUCGCCUGUCCUUUGAGAAGAAGGUGGCGUUGCGAGAUGAACUACGCUACAUUAAAGAGAAAUCUAGAGAGAUUAAGGACCAGCGUAAACAGGACGCUGUGCAGCGUCAUCAACGUCGAGUAGAAAAUGCCGAGCGUCGUUUAGCCAAUGAACGUCGUGCCGAAGUAGUGCAGGUGAUCAAGAAUCCUGCCAAGAUAAAGCGAAUGAAGAAGAAGCAAAUGCGACAAAUUGAGAAACGGGAUACAAGUGAAGUGAAGGUGGUUUAAGGUGGGGAGGGUUCUACAUUAUAAUAAUAAUAAAAGUUUAGAUAUAUUUAUAUCCAGA
Drosophila willistoni is the source of this 575-nucleotide messenger RNA. Its product is annotated as coiled-coil domain-containing protein 86. The record is from RefSeq and is a predicted model, not a curated record. The coding region runs from base 95 to 517 and encodes 140 amino acids. The transcript has 2 exons. Lineage: Eukaryota; Metazoa; Arthropoda; Insecta; Diptera; Drosophilidae. Gene Ontology annotation, cellular component: nucleolus.